CAAGACCGACCCUAUACUCAUUUGCUCAGCAAGAGCAAUGUUUCUUUCGUUAAAUGUGUGACCUCUCAACCCUCGAGGAAAAUUCUCCCCUUUACUGUGUUCAGUGUUACAAUCAAUAUAGAAAAAAAAUUUUUGCGACUGGCAAACAAAGUGAUUGAAUUAAAAUGAUGACAAGUUCAUCGGAUAUUAAAAUAAGAAACAAAGAAAAGAACAAUUGAAUUUCGAAAAUUCAUUGGCUAUUUAAAUUCUGCAACUAUAUAAUAAUAAUUUUAACUGAUUCGUGAAAGAUCGAUUACUGGUGGUUGGUGCUGGUGCUGCUGCUCCUGCUGAUGUUACUGUUAUCGACCGCCAUGAGAAAGUGUAAUUUUUUUUUUUUUUUUUUUUAAAUAAUCAUAAUUUUUUUUGAUUAUUUUCUAAUUCUUUGAGAAAUAUCGAUUAAAUUGAACUUCAAGGGUAUUUGUGUGUCUUAUUAAUUUUAGAACAAAAUUAUCAAUGACAAUUCUAAAAUGAAAAUGAUGAUCCAAAAUUAGAUAAAUAAAUUUUGGAAUUGAGAAAAAAAAUGAAAUUUUUUCUAAAUGAAUUUGAUGAUGACAUUUCUUUGGAUUUAUAAUAUUGGAAAACUUGAAUGAAUCUGAAAAUUUUUUAUAAUGUCAUGAUGAUUAUUAUUAUACAAUAUAUAUCUAUAUAUAUAUAAUUGAAUAAAGUAAUUUAAUGUUUGAUGAUGAGAAAACCUAAAAAAAUAAUCUGAUAUUUGGAAAAAUGGCCAGCAGCAACGUUUCGCUGGGACAUCGAAAGCAUCGGUUGCUAAAUUUAUGCAUCCAAUUUUGUAUUGUCACUUUGUGCCUAAAUACAAUAUGCUAUGGUCAAAAACCAAUAAAUCUUGGUGGUGUUAAAAGAAAAGAUGUCUAUAUUGCAGGAUUUUUUCCUUAUGGAAGACAUGUUCCUGAAAGUCAUGUUGGUCGUGGUGUUAUGCCAUCUGUAAAACUUGCUGUUGAUCAUAUCAAUGAAAAUCCUGCUAUUCUUAGAAAUUAUCGAUUGCACAUGUGGUGGAAUGAUACAGAGUGCAAUGCAGCUGUUGGAGUUAAAGCAUUUUUUGAUAUGAUGCACAGUGGACCUCAUAAAGUAAUGUUGUUUGGAGCAGCAUGUACACAGGUUACUGAUCCCAUUGCUAAAGCAUCAAAACAUUGGCGAUUAACGCAGCUAAGUUAUGCCGAUACGCAUCCUAUGUUUACUAGUGACAGUUUUCCAAAUUUCUUUCGAGUGGUACCAUCGGAGAAUGCAUUUAAUGCACCACGUGUUGCUCUAUUGAUGCAAUUCAAUUGGACAAAAGUUGGCACCAUUUAUCAGAAUGAACCUCGAUAUGCAUUGGCUCACAAUAGACUUGUUGCUGAUUUGGAUGAUACAAAAUUAGAAGUAAUUGAAACGCAGAGUUUUUCACUGGAAGUUACAUCGGCAUUGGAAAAAUUAAAAUACAAGGAUGUUAGAAUUAUAUUGGGAAAUUUUAAUGAAGGAUGGGCUCGUCGAAUUUUUUGCGAAGUUUACAGACUUGGAAUGUUUGGCAGAAAAUAUCAAUGGGUAAUUAUGGGAACUUACGCUGAAGAAUGGUGGCUACGUCCAGGUGGCGGUUGUGCACCAUCAGAAUUAUCAGAAGCAUUGCAUGGAACAAUUUUGACUGAUCUUCUUCCUUUAGCAACAGAAAAACAACUCACAGUUUCUGGAAUUACCCCAGAAGAAUACAGACUGGAAUAUGACUCAAGAAGAGGGACUGAAUACUCAAGAUUUCAUGGCUAUACUUACGAUGGAAUUUGGGCAGUAGCUUUAGCAAUUCAACAUGUUACAAAAAGAAUACGACAUUUUCGUAGAAAUCAAACAGUAGCUGAUUUUCAAUACAGAGAUGCUCUUUGGGAAAAACUUUUUUUAGAAGCUUUGAGAAAUACAAGUUUUGAAGGAGUUACUGGUCCAGUGCGCUUCUAUGAUAAUGAGAGGAAAGCGUGUAUUUUACUAAAACAGUUUCAAAGCGGAAGUGAGGUGAAAGUUGGAGAAUACGAUGGUAUUAUGGAUAAUUUAGAUUUAAGUAAAGGACAUCCUUUACUGUGGCGUGGUAGAUCACCACCAAAAGAUCGUACUGUUCAUAUUACUGAACAUUCAACAGUCAAUAUUAAAAUAUAUGCUGCUCUUGCUUCAGCGGCAAGUGGAGGAAUUGUAAUGGCAGUUGUAUUUCUUGCUAUUAAUAUUAAGUACCGAAAUCAGAGAUACAUAAAAAUGUCAUCACCCCAUUUAAAUAAUCUAAUUAUUGUGGGAUGCAUAUUGACUUACAGUAGUGUAAUUUUUUUGGGAUUAGAUUCACAAUUAUCAAGUGUCACUGCAUUUCCUUAUAUAUGUACUGCCCGAGCAUGGUUACUGAUGGCAGGUUUUUCCUUAGCCUUUGGUUCCAUGUUUUCUAAAACUUGGAGAGUUCAUUCCAUAUUCACUGAUGUAAAACUUAAUAAAAAAGUAAUAACAGAUUAUCAACUUUUCAUGGUAGUGGGAAUAUUACUGUUUAUGGACUUGAUAAUUAUGACAACGUGGCAAGUUGCUGAUCCUUUUUAUAGAGAAACUAAAGAGAUGGACGCAUAUCCACAUCCAGCAAAUGAAGAUAUUAUGAUAAUACCAGAAAAUGAAUACUGUCAAAGCAACAGAAUGUCCGUCUAUUUGGGAAUUAUUUACGCUUAUAAAGGUCUUUUAAUGAUCUUUGGUGCAUUUUUAGCAUGGGAAACACGUCAUGUCAGUAUACCAGCAUUAAAUGAUAGUAAAUAUGUAGGUAUGAGCGUUUAUAAUGUUGUUAUAAUGUGCAUCACUGGUGCAGCAAUCAGCAUUGUUUUAGCUGAUAAGCAGGAUGCCAUGUUUAUCAUGUUGGCAGUAUUUAUCAUAUUUUGCAGCACGGCCACUUUGUGCCUCGUAUUUGUUCCAAAGAUUAUAGAAUUACGAAGAAACCCACAAGGUGCCAUAGAUAGAAGAUCUAGAACAACUUUAAAACCAAUGUCUAAAACAAGAAAAGAUUCCACUAUUAGCGAAUUGGAGGAUCGUUUAAAAGAAGUAACGACAACAAAUCAAAAAUAUAGAAAACAACUUCUUGACAGAGAAUCGGAAUUGCAAAUGUAUUUGAGAAGGCUCGGUGAUGAUGAAUUAGGAAAUACACAAGAAAUUAUGAUUAGUAGGCUUCACAUUCCAAGACAAGAUGUAGUGAUAAAAAAAGAAGGUCCAUCUGUGAACACUGAGACAACUGAUAUUUCAGUUUCUAUGUGCAGUUUGAAUUCAACAACUGUUCUAUCUCAAACUGAAGGAGAUUACGUUAACGUGAGCUCCAUUGAACAACACCUCAUUAAGAAGAAGACGAUGCCCAACAUCAAUAUGAAUGGAGUUACAGAGAUAAAAACUGGUAUCAACGAUCAAUUAUCAAAUGAAUCUUCAAAUCAAAUUUAUUCCGAGGAUGAGAAUUGUCGUUCAAAAUAUAAAGAAAAAUUAGAAACUGAAAUUAAUGGCGAUAUGAAAGAACAACAAAUUGGAGAGAAAAAUAAAUUAAAAUUCACAAUUGGCAAUAAUAAAUUAAUGGAGGAUCAAAAAAGGAAGAAGAAGCAGAUUAAACAUCAAGAAUUAUUAGAAACUAAUGACAAUUCAAUUAUUUCAAUGUUAAACAAUAAAGUUGAUAAUUGUAAUAAUGGUAUUGUUGAAAAAACAAAUGAAUAUAAAAAUAAAACUGAUAUUAUUAAAAGAGCAAAAAUGCCAACGCCAGUGAUGUCGAAAAAUGUUUCAUUUAAUGCAUUCACCGAUGAAGAAUUGUGGGAGAAAAUUAAUACGAAACAAAAUACUUUAUUCCCACCAUCUGGAAUGCAACAAAAACAUCGAUGUUUAAUAACUGAUGGUUCACGAACAAUGACUAUACCUUCGGCUUCCGCGGCGACACAACAAAUAUUUUUAAAUAAAAGAAGAUGUUCAGCAAAGGACAAUGAAUUGGUGCAUUCACAUCACGAAUUGUUUGAUAAUAAAAAAAGAAGAACAAGCGUUCCAACAACAAAUACAAUUAGCUAUAUAUCAAGCGAUAAUAUAUCGACAAAAAUUGAUGACGAUGAGGAAACGUUCAAUAAACAUUAUGAAUGUGGACAUAAAAAAACAGCAAUUGCUGGUUAUCGAUGCGAGAAACAUGGUGGACGUGGUUAUAAUACUUCUAAAGAAUCAACAGUAGCAAUAUUCAGGAAACCUAAUGAUGCUUAUAAUAGUAUUAGUUCAACAAGUGUCAAUGCCAGUUAUUCAGAUACAGAAAAAUAUGAUGAUUCAUCGUUUAUACAGCGCUCUGUAUCGGAGAGAUCAAGGGAAAAAUUUAUAAAAUGCAAACAUCACGGUGGUGGACCAAUUUCUACCAUGGUGACAAAUACUGCACGCAAAUGUAGACACAAUGAAUCAAAACUGAAUAGACACGUACAGAGCACACCUAAUGUUUAUAGUAAAUUUAAUAAUCCACGUGGAAGAGUAGGAAUUGCAUCAGUAAGCGGUGGUGGUGGACGUGCAAGAUACAAUAAUAUUAAUGAAUCUCAAAUUUUGCACAGUGCAUUGUCAGAUGGUGAACUUUUAGAUUUGACAAUUUUGCCAAUUUUUCAAAAACUUUUAACUCAACGAUAUAAAACAGCUCGAAAUAAUUAUGGGGCCAAUGUCGCUAGUUGUCCGAAUAUAUCAAUCAAAUGCGACAUUGUGGAAUAUCUUUAAUAGUCAAUCUUCAAAUUUCACUCACAUUAAUUAUUAAUGCAGAAAAAAAAGAGACUUCAAAAAAAAAAAAAAAAAAAAAAAAAAAAAUAAAAUAGUUGAUGGUUAUUAUUGUAAACGGCAUUUUGGUGAAAAAAAAAUAUUAAUAUUCCUUUUUUUUAUAACUGUAUAAAAGAAUUCAAUUUGAUUAUUUUUUUUUUCAUGCCGUAUUUAUAAUUUCAUUGCGACUUUCAAAUUCUAAAUUUUUAAUAAAAGAAAACAAAGGCUUUAAAAAUGAAAAUUCUUGAAAAAGUUUUACUAUUUCACAGUCAGUUUGCACAAACCUCUCUUAUUAAAAAAAAAAUGGAAAAAAAAAAGAAAUCUUUCUAGAAAUUAUAAUAAUAAGACUCGAAAUGAUUUACUUACUUGUUAUAAGCACUUAUAUAUCUUACAGUUGCAAUUUUUCUGUACAAUUAUUAUACACAUGUUUUUUCAAUGAACCAAUAAAUAAUUUUUUUUAA
This is a messenger RNA of Leptopilina boulardi, 5237 nucleotides long. It is a transcript of the gene GABA-B-R2, whose product is annotated as gamma-aminobutyric acid type B receptor subunit 2. Gene Ontology annotation, cellular component: membrane; G protein-coupled receptor heterodimeric complex. Gene Ontology annotation, molecular function: G protein-coupled GABA receptor activity. Bases 760 to 4740 code for a protein of 1326 amino acids. NCBI's taxonomy places the organism in Eukaryota, Metazoa, Arthropoda, Insecta, Hymenoptera, Figitidae. The record is from RefSeq and is a predicted model, not a curated record. The transcript has 19 exons. Gene Ontology annotation, biological process: gamma-aminobutyric acid signaling pathway; G protein-coupled receptor signaling pathway.